AUGUUAGAAAAUAUUACAGGACGCUUAGAUUCACUGCGACAUACAAUAUUAACUUUAAGUAAACGCAGAUCUCUCAGAUAUGGUGUGCCUUUCUUUCUAUUUGUUGUUGGAGGAUCCUUCGGUUUGCGUGAAUGGACACAAAUAAGGUACCAAUUUUCUAGAGUAAAAGGAGUCAGCAAAGAAGAAGCUGAAAAGAUGGGGCUUCACAAAGAGAAGACAGUUACAUUAGAAAAAACCUAUGAAGAAAUUCAGAAACUAGAUAUAGAUAACUGGGAAAACAAAAGGGGUCCUCGACCUUGGGAGACACCUGCACAACAACCAAAAAAACAAUAG
Arctia plantaginis is the source of this 333-nucleotide messenger RNA. The record is from the annotation of a GenBank genome assembly. Lineage: Eukaryota; Metazoa; Arthropoda; Insecta; Lepidoptera; Erebidae.